Molecule: messenger RNA, 1455 nt
Organism: Saccostrea cuccullata (small rock oyster)
Lineage: Eukaryota; Metazoa; Mollusca; Bivalvia; Ostreida; Ostreidae
Product: angiopoietin-1-like
Exons: 4
Coding region: 22-1431 (469 amino acids)
Source: RefSeq, a predicted model, not a curated record
UAUAUUCUACAGAGUCUAUGUAUGUUGCUUUGGCUGAAUGUAACAUUAAGUGGACAAGUCUCUGCUGAUAGUAACAUUCUACAGAAAUCUAUGUUGGAUGGAAGCACGACGUCCGGAGUGAAAGCGUCCAGUAUCUUACGUGACAUCCUCAACCAGGAGAGCCUAGUGAGGUUUUCUAUGGUUCAGAGAAUCCAGAACUUAGUAAUGGAUGUAAUAGACAGCAAAAACAAUUCUCAGGUGGUGAAGCAGAAAAUGAAAAUCUUAACAAAGGAGUUACAAGACCUGGAGACAAGAGACAACGGUAUAGAAACCGAGGUUACAAAACUUAAACAGGUGUUAGAAGCUAUGAAUGAGACAGCACGAAGUUAUCAAGAUAUGAUGAUGAACAAAGUUCGAGAUUUAACAGAGAAGGAAUUAUUUGAAAUAAGAAAUCAAACUUUAGUUCUCAAGGAAGAAAGCAGAGAAUUACUGGCGGAAUUUAAAAUAUUGGAGAGGAGUGAUAACGGUAUAGAAACAGAGGUUACAAAACUUAAACAGAUGUUAGAAGCUAUGAAUGAGACAUUAAGAAGUAAUCAAGAUAUGAUGAUGAACAAAGUUCGAAAUUUAACAGGGAAGGAAUUAGUUAAAAUAAGAAAUCAAACUUCAGUUCUCAAGAGAGAAAAUAGAAAAUUACUGGCGGAAAACAGAAUAAUCACACAUCGCCUGCAGAUACAAAAUGAAACCCUGCAUGAAGAAAUUCAGCAGUUAAAGAACAAAGAAUCGGACCUCAGAAAUAAAAACCGGGAAUUGUCAACAGAAAAUCUUCUCUUUAGAGAACAGUUAAAUGAUGUGAAAAACACACUGAAUAAUAUGAAACAUUCCGUGUAUGAGGGACGAUUUAAUAAAAUAGAAAACUCCCUGAAAACAUUUUCAACAUCUAUCAAUGAUACACUUGAUGGCUUAGUGGAGGAACAUAAAAUUCUAAACCUGCAGAUUAUUAACGUCUCCUCUUCUCUAUCUGCUGUAAAAUCAAAACUGUACCCAAAUGAUUGUAACACUAUUCUGGAGCGAAAUAAGAGGUUAAAAGGAAAAGAUGGCGUCUAUGAGAUAUCGAUUAAUGGUGACAUCACUUCCGUCUUUUGUGACAUGACAACAGAUGGAGGCGGAUGGACGGUUAUACAGAAAAGAAUUGACGGAUCAACUGAUUUCUAUCGAACUUGGAAAAAGUACAAACAAGGUUUUGGGGAUCCAAAGAACAACUACUGGAUAGGCAAUGAUGCAAUCCAUGUAUUAACCAAAGAUCAGAACCAGGAACUGCGAAUUGAUCUCCAGAGAUUUAAUGGGGACACAGCGUAUGCUGAAUAUUCCACGUUUUAUAUCGGAAACGAGGCUGAUAAAUACCGACUCACGGUAUCCGGGUACACAGGAACUGCAGGUAAUUUUUUUUAUUGACAUAACCUUCAUUUUAAGACUUUU